GCAUUCAGCCAGCGAGGCCGGACGCGAGCGAACGACCGUGUCGCUAUUUAAAAAAGUUUAAUUUCAAAUUCGGAACUGCCGCUCUUUUGUCUGUCAUUGCAUUUUGUUGGAUUUGAUUGCAAGAUUUAAAUUUUUUCUGUGAUAAUCUGUGUAAUAAAAUAAAAUAAAAUCAAAAUGGAGGGUUGCGGGAUGAAUUGUAUAAAAUAUUUGCUGGUGGUCUUCAAUGGAAUAUUUAUGAUCUUCGGGAUCGUGAUAAUAGCAGCAGCAUGUGUGGACAUGGGCAUGAUCAAGGGGUUCGCUGGCAUGGAACCGACUGGUCACGAAACUGACGCUUUGCUGAUCGCUAUUGGAGUCCUCAUCAUCAUCAUAGCUGCCUUUGGCUGCUUCGGCGCCUGGAAGGAGAGCCCUAAACUGUUAUAUAUCUUCGUCGGCUGCCUGAUCAUCAUCAUCCUCCUGGAGCUAUCCGUUGGCAUCGCUGCUGCUGCAUUGCGUCCUCAGAUUGAGAGCACCCUCAAAUCCCAACUACGAGCUUCCUUCAUCAAGAACAAGUCUACCAAGGAAGAGGAUUCUACCUACAGGGAAUUCUGGGACCGCGUCCAGACUAGCCUGGAAUGCUGUGGCAUCACUGGUCCUGACAACUACGGAGCCUCGGAGCCUCGCAUCAAUCCUUCCUUCAGCUGCUGCCCGAACGAUGGAACUGACCACUCCGCUGAGAUCAAACGCUCCAACUGCCUCUCUGAUGGAAAGUACUACAAGGAGGGAUGUGAAGACAAAGUGCUUGGAACGAUCCAUAGCGCCGGCAUGACCGUCAUCGUUUGUGGAAUCCUCUUCUGCUUUUUGGAGGUUGCAGGCAUCGUACUAGCCCUUUGGUUAGCGCACUCCAUAAAAACGCAGGGGAAGAGCCGGGAGACCGCUUAAUUCUACACCUUAGGCACAUAGUCACAGAGUAUAAUUUCGUAUGCAAUGCACUAUACGUAAGCUAAAUUAAGUUACCUUAUUUAUUUAAGUAUAGAGUUUAUAGAAAUUGACGUCCAUUUCGACGUCACUUCUGACAUAGUGACGUCGGAAAUCUGACGUUGAAAUAAUAACGUAAUGCGUAAAUUGAACUCAUUAAUUUAAGAUGUUCGGGAUGAAUAACUAUAAAGAUUAUGAUUAUGAUAAUUUUAUUGUAACUUUUGUAGAAGCAUUUAGAUUCGAUUUCCAUUCUACAUAAGGUUUUAAUUACACAAAUCAUAUUACAAUCAUACAAAAUUAAUUUAAAAUAAAUGAAGUUUUCAAAAGGAAUUUUUACACCAUAAUAAAUUAUUACCUACCGUUAUUUUAAGUAUUUUGAUACGUUAUUAGUUUUCUAUUGAAUAAACUAGAGAUGGGUUGUAACAGGUUAAACACUAUAUCUGUUAUAACUGUUACUGUUACAUAAAAAUAACAGAUCCAAAUAUCUGUUACUAAAUAACAGCCUGUUAUUAUUGUACGGACGAUAAAACGUCCUCUUUAUCUAGUACUCUUUAAAACCGAAAAUCGUAUAGAAAAUAGAUAUAAAAGAGCAUUUUAAUUAAAAAACAAAAUUUUCAAAUAAAAAAAAUUAAAAUUAUAAAUUGUAAUUAUUUUGAAACAACAAAAUUUUCUCUAUGUCAAUUUUAACUGAAAUUGCCAUAGAGAAAAUAAAAUAAAUUAUACGUAUUUUUUAAAAUGGUCACUGGUCAGGCCUUAUAACACUUGACAGAGAGAGAGAGCAACUAAAUAUAGAAGUCACUUUUUCCUUACUAUUUGUUCUUGCAAGACCACCGACUAUAUUUUAGGACUAAUAAAUACUAGGUGCUUCUCUUUUUAGCGUCGUUUAAUCGCUUUAGUAAGAGUGAGAAGUAAACAUGUUCCGAAAUAAAUAAUAGGUGUGUCUCUUUUCGCAAAGGUCAUUCAUUAAUGAGGAAAAGAGAAGAGAUUGAAUACGCAUGUACAACAAAGGAACAGCCGUACGUAGUAACCUAUGGUAUUGGUAACAACUAACAGUCGGUUUGUGUAAGGACUGUUACAAUGAAUAAUAGUAAUAGCCGUGGUAACAGGAUUUGAGGGUCUGUUAUUAAAUUAACAGAUAAAAUAUGUUGGCAGUAACAGUUGUUGUUACUUAUUUGUAGAUAUCUGUUACUUUUAUCGGUUACGAUAAAUAUGCCUCACUCCUAGAAUAAACCAAAGCUAUAAUACAGUAAUUAUAUAAGAGCAUUAUAUAAGAACAAAGAUGAUAAAUAAAAUUAUUAUAAAAUAAAAAAUAAAAAUAACGAAAGUCAAAAAUAGUCAUGAAUAAAAUAAACUGAAAAGACGACAAAAUAAAAGGUAAAAACCUAUUUCAUAAUUACGGUAUUUUUUAAAUGUAUGUUUGAUAAAAGAAUAAUAAAAAUAAAGAAGUAAGAAAUGGUCCAUUAAUUAAUCUUAUUUAUAAAUAAAAUCUGAAAAACUUAAAGUAAAACUACUUCCAUGAAAUAUAAAAAUAUAUUAUAGGAACUUCGUGAUAACAUUAAAUUAUCGAGAGGUUCCAAUUUUAUGUAUUGAAAGUUUAGAGUCGACUGUAUUUGCGAAAAACUGAAUGUAUUAACUACUAUAAUGUUAUAACUUAGACAUAAUUUAAUUUAUAAGUUUAACCAUCAAUAUGUAAGUAUUGAAUGCUUUACUAGUCAUUAAUUUAUUAACAUUAUGUGUUUAAUGCGCGUUAUCACCAAGUUCUCUUAUUUUUUAAGGAACCCCAAAACCGAAUUAGGUGGCAUUUAAUGUAAUUUUGGUUUUCACCAACCUAUAAGUGACACCUAACAGUACAAGAAAGGGGUUAGUUUAUGUGCUACGUCAUGCUAUUUAACUUUCAGUUAAGUGACAGUUUCAGGGUGCUUUGCCACCAGAGAUGUGUUAUGCUACGUUGCUGUGGAUGCGUUUGGCUUCCACC
Molecule: messenger RNA, 2929 nt
Organism: Spodoptera frugiperda (fall armyworm)
Lineage: Eukaryota; Metazoa; Arthropoda; Insecta; Lepidoptera; Noctuidae
Product: 23 kDa integral membrane protein
Exons: 5
Coding region: 175-918 (247 amino acids)
Cellular component (GO): membrane
Source: RefSeq, a predicted model, not a curated record